Messenger RNA from Cylicocyclus nassatus, 333 nucleotides. The record is from the annotation of a GenBank genome assembly. NCBI's taxonomy places the organism in Eukaryota, Metazoa, Nematoda, Chromadorea, Rhabditida, Strongylidae.
AUGAGAAGUGUAGGGGAAUCCGAAAAUUCAUAUGUAGGACACAGAACAGACACUAUCACUGAAACGUCAACGGUCUCUCCAGAGAGAGUAAACCGACUAGCCAAUCGAUUACCACCUGAACCGGUUGACAAUAAAGCAAACGAAAUGUGGCGUUUCCGUCCAUUUGCACCAGGAAAACAGGAUUGUAUGCGAGACGAAUGUAAUCUCUCAACGAUCUAUCAGCGCACUCAAACUUUCCGCUAUCAAGUUGUUCCAGCCUCAGAUUUCAACGAAAAUCUUAUCUUGACCAGUGUUCGGUUUGCUCGCCAUUCCGUCUGCAUGAUAAACGAGUAG